UCCCGGAACAGGCGUUAACUCCGGGCUGUGGCAAGAUGGCGUCCCUGGAUCGGGUGAAGGUACUGGUAUUGGGAGACUCAGGUGUUGGGAAAUCUUCACUGGUUCAUCUUCUGUGCCAGAAUCAAGUACUGGGAAAUCCAUCAUGGACUGUGGGCUGCUCAGUAGAUGUCAGAGUUCAUGACUACAAAGAAGGAACCCCAGAAGAGAAGACCUACUAUAUAGAAUUAUGGGAUGUUGGAGGCUCUGUGGGCAGUGCCAGCAGUGUGAAAAGCACAAGAGCAGUGUUCUACAACUCUGUAAAUGGUAUUAUUUUAGUACAUGACUUAACAAAUAAGAAGUCAUCCCAAAACUUGUAUCGUUGGUCAUUGGAAGCUCUCAACAGGGAUUUGGUGCCAACUGGAGUGUUGGUAACAAAUGGGGAUUAUGACCGGGAACAGUUUGCUGACAACCAAAUCCCACUGUUGGUAAUAGGGACUAAACUGGAUCAGAUUCAUGAAACCAAGCGCCAUGAAGUUUUAACUAGGACUGCUUUCCUAGCUGAGGAUUUCAAUGCAGAAGAAAUUAAUCUGGAUUGCACAAAUCCACGGUACCUAGCUGCAGGUUCUUCCAAUGCUGUCAAGCUCAGUAGGUUUUUUGAUAAGGUCAUAGAGAAGAGAUACUUUCUAAGGGAAGGUAAUCAGAUUCCAGGCUUUCCUGAUCGAAAAAGGUUUGGGGGAGGAACGUUAAAGAGCCUUCAUUAUGACUGAAUUACACCCAUCCUGGAAGAGUGAGCAAGCGGUGGCAGUUCUGCACAGCUUUCUUCUUGCUGUGUUGAUUAUUAAUAUUUCAGCCUUUUAGCAGAAUCAUCCUAAAAUGCCACCCUUCAGCCUCACCCUUUAAUGGAAAGCUGAAAGGAAGUGACAGCGUGGGAGGUCCAAACUUUGUCCCCAUUCUGUUCCUCACCUUUCUGUCCCUGUUUAUAGAUUAUGUAAAAGCCUUGUGGAAAUAUGAGAUGUUGUCAAAAUGAUGCAGUAAAUGAGCAGUGACAGAGUGCUACAGAAAAAAUUUACUCUUCCCAGAAUUGGAAGGUUUUUUAUAGGUCUGUAACUUUCCCACACUCCUUGCUGAAGGCUUAAUUAAGUACUUCAAAAAUGUAUCUCUGUUGUUUUACCUUCUUGAGGGGAAAGGUUAUGUUAAGCAGCCCUGGGUUGUCCACCCCAAACAAUCUCUGUCGUUUUCAAAGAAGCAAAAUGGUGUUAUUUAAUUGUCUCCACUCUCAUCACACACAAGGAUGCCUAAUAAUAGCAGCCCUUGUCUCCCUCUCCUCUCCUUUGCAAAUGGUUCAGUGGCUAGAAGAGGCAGACUAAUAGCUGGAGUUAAAUAUAAAUAGAUUAAUAAUACAUAGAGAACAGCAGUACCAGCAAAGGAGAAUUCUCCGAGAAAUUGACAGCUCACUAAAUCCUUCACUCUGGGUUACAGAUGUCUGCACUGUCUUAUUGUUUUCUAUUUGGAAAUAGGCAGGGUGAAAUCUAAGACCUGUUCAAGGGCAGUAAGAGAGAUUUACAGCUUCUACUGUUUUUAUUUUUUUAAAGGAAAAGUCAACUCCUGAAAUGUCUCUUAACUGUAGUCGGUAAACUAAGAAUGUUAUUUUCUGUGUCAACAAUGUAUUUAUGGAGAGAAGUAAAAAUAAGUUCUACAGCAACACAUUUACAUGAAUUAUGGACUAGGAUUCUUAGAUUUCAUAAUCCAACAUUUUGUGAGGGUGGUGGUGUAUGUGCACGUAUGCAUAAUUGUUCAUCGUUCCUUUUUUUACCCAUCUUUUUUGCUUGUUUAAUUCUCUCUGCCCUGGUUCUUCUUUAAUAUAUAGACCUGGUUUCCAAAAACUGCAGUUUGCUGCCUUAUUCAGCACCACCUUUUUACCCAUAACCGCUCUCUGGCUCUGAGGCAGGUCUUUGCAGUCCUGAUUUUGCUCCAUAUUAGAAAAAAAUAGUAAGUAUACACUUUCAGCUCCUCAUUUUAAAACUAGGCAAAAAACACUAAGUUCACUUUCUAUUCCACUUUAAUUAAAUUUCAGAAGUACUUUGGAAAUCAAGGUAUGCUACCAGAAGAUCUUAAAAUAAGAAGGUUAGCCAGUGCUUUUAGAAAGGCAGUUGUAGGAAUUUGGGGAAGGAUUUUUAAAGCACUUUUGAUCAGCUAGCAUAUUCUCCAGUCUGUCUUCAUAUCCUCAGCCAUAAAACCGAGGCCUGAUUUCUUUUUUGACACAAAGUAGAGCUAUGCAAAUCAGGAUCUGUGCGUGGAGUAUGGCACAAGCGAGUUGUGACAGAGGCUGCACAAAUGCAUGCACAAAGACCCAACUAAAGCUCUUUGUAAACAAUAAAUUAAAAAAAAUUAUACAUACAUUCUGAAAAAAUAAAAGAAUAAUACAACGACACAGAAGCGAAAAUACAUAUAACCCUUUCCUUCUCUCCCCUUUCUUCCUCUUUCUUUCCCUUAAUUAAAAAACCUCUCUCAAUUUCUUUAUUUUCUCCCUUGCUAAAAAAUAAAAAUAACCCAUCACUGAUGCCUUUCAGGGUCAGCCUUGAAAACUUAGCAGUACUCCUCAACUCCAUUUCUUCUUGGUUGUGAGGCUUGACUGAAUUAUAGUUUUCUGAGAAAAAAUAAUUUUUAAUAAUCUAAGGUAAAUUUGUUGCAAAGUAUUAGUAGCAGCAAAACAAGGCUGUUUGCCAAGAUGAAUGUUAUUAGCCAAAGAUCUUGAAAAUGAAUGUUUUGAAGAAUAAUUUUUGCUGGGAUUUCCUGAGAUCUGCUCAUCAAAAUUGCUUUUGGAUAAUCAACAAAUGUAAAUACCAAAAUACUUCCUAAAGAGUAUUAAUUAAAUCUUUAAUUUUCUUGAUGGAA
Leopardus geoffroyi (Geoffroy's cat) is the source of this 2874-nucleotide messenger RNA. RefSeq names its product RAB, member of RAS oncogene family like 3 (gene RABL3). Gene Ontology annotation, cellular component: endomembrane system. Gene Ontology annotation, biological process: intracellular protein transport. The coding region runs from base 36 to 746 and encodes 236 amino acids. Gene Ontology annotation, molecular function: GTPase activity. The record is from RefSeq and is a predicted model, not a curated record. NCBI's taxonomy places the organism in Eukaryota, Metazoa, Chordata, Mammalia, Carnivora, Felidae. The transcript has 9 exons.